GCCUUGGUUUGGAGCUUACUGUUCAUCGCCUACUGUUUGACUUAUGCCAUCGAAUAUGGAGUGCCCUUCUUCAAACGCAUGACCAGCGUGGCGAUGAUGGUCUAUCUCUUCAUGGGCACUUUCGGCCUAUCAGAGGCCAAUCUGGUGGAUCAAGGAACCUAUGUGAUCUUGGCGGGCUUCACCUUGUCCUUUGUGAAGGCUGGCUUGGAGAGGUUCAUUCCAUCCCUGCUGAGCUAUGGCUUGAGUGGUGUUCACUGGAUCAUCAGCCGUGCUGAGGGCAGCCGGGAGCGCACCAGCGACAUCCCUCGCACCUUGACGGGGCAGGCCUUGUCCGGCGCGACGGCCGCCACAUUGGUCGCCGGCAGCGCGUUGGCCGCCGGGUGGGUCACGGAGCUGCCAGCCAUCGUCAUCGGCGCAAGCGCGGGCUAUGCCUUUAGCUUGUUGACCUUGUUCAUCAACGUGCUCUUCGAGCACCCCUCACCAGACAUCGAUGAGCAGGUGCCAAAGACCAUCUUUCAGCUCAUGAUGAAGAUCUUGGCCACGCUCCUCACAGGAGGUUUAUUGGCCUUUCUGGUGGUUUAUGCUGGUGAAGCUGGCUUGGCCAUAGAGAAUCCGGAGUCUGAUGCCUACGAAUUCCAGAAGAGCUUGGGCUCGCGCUGGACCAUCCGAGGCUCCAUCGGGCUUGGGGUGUUGGCCAUCGCCGUUCAGUUCAUCGUCUUUCGGCUGGUGCUGGUGGAGAACCUGCCACCCUCCCUCAAGGACACCAUCGAUCCGGUGUACGACUGGAGGGAUUCGCCCACGUGGCUGGUCCUGCGAACGUCACAGUUCUUCCCGAACCUGACAGCUAUCCCAACCUGUACGCUGGUGACGGUCUUCUUUCGAGAAGAUUUUGGAGCACUCCUGUCCUUGAACCCAUUCCUGCUCCAGAUGCUCAUGACGGGCUCUGGGAUUCUGUUAGCCAACAUCUCAGCCUUGACGGUGCACCGCUUGAUGGAGAGCCCUCCGCAGCUAGAUCCUUCACCGCAGUCG
Molecule: messenger RNA, 1029 nt
Organism: Durusdinium trenchii
Lineage: Eukaryota; Dinophyceae; Suessiales; Symbiodiniaceae
Source: the annotation of a GenBank genome assembly